GUGAAGGAAGCCCAAAAAGAACCAUCGCGAAGCACCAUAUGUGCUGCUGGGUUGUUGCGCUGCUCGUUGUAGGUAUCCUCUCAUCCAUCUGGCGUCGGCCUCCCAUGUGGCAGCGCGUUUUGUCGGCCAGCCUCCUUAACGACAUGAAUGAGGGCUGAUCUACGCCAAGGGGUCUGAGUCAUGCAUACUAGUUUCAAAUUGGCUCCUUCUCUUGCCAUCCGUCUGCUCUCGUCGCCAGAGGAGCUGCACGAGGAUCUCGUCGAGGGCAGCCUUAAGACGCUGGGCAGCUUGAGGCUGGACCAGGGUGAGUGCGAGGCCCUGCGGAAGAAUCUCCGCAAUGGGCGACUCCUGGAGCGUGUGUUUGAUGCCUUCACUAAUAGCGGCAACACGGCCCGCCAGGACGACGCGGCAAACGUGCUGGCUAUAGGCACAGAGGCGGACCUCACUCACCACAUCAUCCCGGUGUGUGGGUCGCCUCAACGGUACAUCAGCAGGCUGGCCACACUGCUGACAGAGACCGACAAUGACACCGUUCCGGCCAUCGCCUUCGCGCUGCUGGUGGCCGCCAUGAUCAAGGGCCGGCAUGAGGGCAAUGCGGCCGACUAUCGAGACCAUUGUGUGCAGCACCACCCCGAAGUCUUCGGCAAGGCAGUGGCGCUUUCGGACAAGAUCCCCGGUGGGUGCAGCAAGUCGCGAUCGCCCGUCACCUUCCUGCUGUCGGCCUUUUCGACGGCACGUGCAUUCGGCCCGCCCUUCCCUGGCCCUUUUGUCGUGCCUCCCCUGGUGUGGGUGGGCGUGUUCCGGGUAGUCGUGCGCGUCGUGACGUGUGAGGACCAGGCAACUCGGGACGAGUUGUAAGCGACUAUAUAGAUGACACACAUGCUGCAGACACUUCAUGUAUGGCUGCUUCGCUUCAGUGCUAACUGUAUUCAGCACGCCACAGCAUUUGUCCGCCAGCACAUCCACUGCGUGACCGGCACAGGUAGUAAGCAAAGUCAGACAUACAGACAACCUCCCACCACUUUUCCGCCACUGACUCAUUGUCGUCAUUCGGCUGGUGCAGGGUCGGGUUCAGAAGCAGAGCGUGCUGCGUACCUGGCUGCCAUCCGUGAGGACCUCUACCCCCUCGUCGACACGUUGACGGCCACCCUGACAUCCUACGACGCAGACAAGGAGGUGCGCCACGGGGCUGCCGUCUGCCUCGAGUGCAUCUUCGCCUUCUGCUGCAAUUUCAAGAGUGACACACUCCCACAAGACAGACAGGCCCACUUCGAGUGUGGCCUCACUUGCUGAAUGCGUGUGUCCGUCCGUCCUUGGUGCAGAAGCCGAGUACUUCAGUGAUGCCGACGGGCCCGUCCAGCGUUUGAUGAGAGCGCCCAAUGCGCUGCAGGCGUACGUCGCGGCCGUCAAGAGCCCCACCAAUACCCUUGCAUCUACGAUAACGAGUACCACCUCUCCGAUUACCCUGGCUCUCCCGGAGAUGCUGGCCGGUGAGCGAAUCAAACGAGGGAAGUGAAUGAAUGCCUCCCUCCCUGUGGGUGUGCUGCAUGAAUGUCUGCAGCGAGUGGACAUCGUGAUGCCGUGUACUCUUCUGGAUGCAUCUCGAUGGCGUCGGAUAUUGUCAAGCGCCUCGACAAGCAGUCAAUGGCCGAGGUGGCCUACUAUGCGGCCUCUCUUCAGAACAUCGUCGGAAGAGACACAGACCUCUGGGUCGAAAUGGGCGCCAAGGUCAGCCCGGAUGGAUAAGUGGAUGGAUGGAUGACGCGUCCAUGGUCAUUGUGCGGUGCUCAUGUGCAGAUCGCUGUACGUGACGGCCUUCCCGUAGCCCUGUGUGACGUGGCCUUGGCCUGCAUCAAGAACGGUCAGCUCGACCAACAGGAGGCGGAUGACUUCAUAGACUUCGCCGUCAGAACCCUGCGCGUACUUGUCAGGUACGCAGACACACACACACACACACACACGCCUGUGGUGGGGGAUAAUGCAUGCGUGUGGAUGUCUUCUCGGUGCAGCUAUGGCGACCGAGUGAGCAGCAAGAGGGGCGGCGUCUUCCGUCCCAAUGGCGUCACCCAGGCCGUCCUGCAGCACAACUCGGUCAAGACGAUGCGCGCAGCCGAGGGGCAGCCGAAAGGACGACGAAAGGCAAACCGUCAGCAUCAGGAUCAGCUAGCAGUGCCCAAGAAGGUGGGAAAUGAUGCCCACAUGACGGCUCACACGGGCAGUGUCCAUCCAUUGUACGUGUUGUGUGUCAGUUGUUGGACUUGUUUGACGAGAUCGAGAGGGCGGCCAACGAGCGGGCCGAGAAGAUCAUCGCAGAGCUGGACAUUGAGGGCACACAGGAGGGGGCCGAGGACACCAACGACAGCAAGGGCGUCAAGAAGAGGUCCAAGGGCAAGAGGGGCGGCCAGGGAGCCUGUGCCAAGGAGUCGGCAUCACCAUCCAGGUGACCGCCAGAAAGGGAAAGAGCGCAUCCACGAAAAUGAAGGGGAUGCGUGUGUGCGUGUGUGCGUGUGUGUGUGUGUAUGUGUUUGUGUGCCGAUCGACAGCUGUGGUGCCAUCGGCACAUGCGAAGACCACAGCGAGCAGCCGGAUGAGGAUGCAGAAGACCAUCAUGGCCACCUUCCAGGUCCCCCCAGCCCGUCGCCCCCCUCCCCUCCCCGACCCUCAUGCUCAUACUCAUCGUCUGCAUCGGUGCCGUCGGCUGUGUCUGGUGGAAGCUCUGCUUCGGUGGGGGACGGCAGUGGGCAGCAGCAAGCAACGGCUGGUGGUGGUGGCGAUGAUGGCGGCGGGUUCAUCACCGUCGGCCGCAAGAAGAAGGGCGGCAAAGGCGGCAAUGCACUUCAGCAGCAGCAGCAGCAGCAGCAGACCAACACAGCUGACAAAGCAAACAACAAGUCAGUAAGGCCGACCAACACUCACUGAGGAGGGACAACUCCGGUGUGCUUGUGUGUUCAGCUCGGGAGUCUUCCCGUCUUCGUCUUCUUCCGAGUCGACGCGGCCAUCCUCAUCGCACUCGUCUGUGUCUGGCGGGCCCCACAAUGCGCCGCCUCUCUUCCCUCUGGCUCCACGCCCGGCCGUCCCGCCCCCCCAGCCUCCCAACCGACACACACCCACACCAGCACCAUCCAGUAGCCGUGGUGGCUCUGACGAGCAUGGCCUCGCCCCAUUGGCAGCCGGGGACAGUAGCAGUAGCUCGUUGGAGAGGGCGGUGGAGGUGGAGGGCCGCAGUGGUCAAGACAGGUACGUAUCGAUGGACAGAGCAGCCGAGGAAGACGGACAGACAGACAGACAGACAGACAACGGUCACUCUCCCUGCCCCUCCAUGUGUGGUUGCGUGAGCAGGUAUGGUGGGGAGGUUAGUGAGUUGGAUGCGCUGCGCAAGCAGCUCGAGGCCAUGCGGCUGGAGAAGGAGGCCAUAGAAAGGGAGAAGAAGCGGUACGUGAGGCGACGCCACACACCUGCAGUGCAGUGGUUGCAUGCCCCUCUUUCAUGGGCGUCUGAUGGAUGGGUGGUUUGCUCCCUGCAGGCUGGAGGAGGAGCGCGAGAGCACUGAGUGUGACAUCUGCAUGGCCUCAAAGAAGUCCAUCGUACUCAUUCCCUGCGUAAGCCAACCAACGCACAGGCACAACGACUCAACUUCCUCUCAGCCACCACGCCACGCGCUGCCCAAAUAUAUGUGUGUUUGAGUGUGUGGUGUGUAGCGUCACUUCUGUCUGUGCGGUGUGUGUGCGACGGCCUUGAUGUCCAAACCAGUGGCCGAGCGGCUGUGUCCGCGGUGCCGACAGGCCAUCACGGCCACACGACACGUCUACCUGUGAGUGCAGGGCCAUCGUGCUACGACGCACGAGAGACACAUGCUGGCGGCUGGAUGAGUGACACGCCUGUAGACGAGCCAUUGAUGUUGGGGGGCAGGUGUGGUGGGUGGGUGGGUGGCAGCUGUGUGUGCAUAGCAUAGAUGUGACUGACUGGCGGACUGGCUGACAGAGCGAGAGGCGUGUACAGACUUAUUUGCUUGCUUUUCCUGCAUAGCGCGCGACUGGCUCGGAUGCGGGACGGAGUUGAUGAAACAUGAGUCCGAUUCGCCGGGUCAUUCACACGAACACGAACACAAUUUGCGUUCUCACACUCAGUCGUGCCUGGUGUCCAACCCGUCGACUGCCUGCACAAGGCAUCCCACGUAUGAACAAAG
Molecule: messenger RNA, 4186 nt
Organism: Vitrella brassicaformis
Lineage: Eukaryota; Vitrellaceae
Source: the annotation of a GenBank genome assembly